UGAUGUAGGCCUAAUAUUUUUUAAACAAAGAGUCAUUUGGAAAUCUUUAACGAGGCUAUACACUUAUGUUGCAAUGAAAAUUCCUUAGUUAUUUGAAAAGAAACUAAUGCACAAAUACGGACAUUACAGAUACGAAAAAAGAAGGGGAAUCCCCUUUUUCUUAGGCGGCGCCAUUCAUUCGUAGAAUGACUAGAUGAACGAUUUCUAUAUAAAAUGACAUCGUUCAUGAAGAUUAGGUUGAUGAUUUUACUGGUUUAUCUGGUUAGCGUUUCAACAAUGGACGAAUUCAAAUCGGAUAUAAGAAUACAAGUGGAUCUACAUAAUAGAGUCGAAUCAGUUUAUUCAACAGAAAAUCAAAACUUACCAACCUUGUGUCCAUCAACUAAACAGAAAAAAGCACUGUGUCCAACGAUAAAUAGGCAUAAGGACGAAAUACAACUGGUCAAGGGAGAAAAUGCGUUUUUUGAAUGUCGAGUCUCAAAAAUUCUUGGACCGAAACCUCAUUAUGUUAUCCGUAUGUGGUGGUGUAAUGGCACAAUGGGACGACAAUGUUACGAAGAUGAACAAGCUCCAGAUCGCACGCCACGGACGUACUUCGCCUACAAUCAAAGUGCUUACAAUGCCGACGAGUGCGCGGUAGCCUUCAAUAUCACAAACGCAACCAGUAGUGACGAAAACACAUACACGUGCGUAGCAAACACAGAAGAUAGAGAUUAUACACGUACACCUGGCUAUAGCAGCAUUCGUGUAUCUGUAAAUGAAGCUAAAAAACCUAUACUUACAAAUCAACCACCAAAAUAUAUCUACCAACAUGUAGGAAAACUAAUGGAGUUGUACUGCGGCAGCGAAGGGUACCCAGACCCUGUAAUACGCUGGGUAAAGGACGGUGUUCCGCUUGAUAAAAAUGCAUCAAACGCCAUACAAUAUGGACGUCACUCAGUUUUAAGGAUUAGCAAUAUAUCAGAAAAUGAUGCUGGAAUGUAUCAGUGCAUUGCUGUUAAUCAAGUAGAUUUUAUCGAAUCUGAGGGUACUCAUGUCGAAGUCAGACGAAAGGUUUGGAUCUGGCAAUUUUGCGUGUGUGUAAUUACAGGUUUCCUCACGGGUGUCUUGGUGUCUAUAUUUUGUUGUUACUUUCGCUACAAUGGAGGAGGAAAGGGGAAAUUUGGAAUCGUGGACGGACGUAAAAGAACUCGAAGUAACUCAAGUCAGUAUUCACCUUUGUCACUAAGUGAUGUAUGUUAACGUUAUUAUCGCCCACAUCUCUUACUUACUUACAAAACAGACGUCUGCCCACUGUUGCUGAACAAAAUCUUUCCACUGCAUCAUAGAAGUACCGCUGUAACUUCGUACUGAACGGAAGAGGUUGCAUUGUUGAUUGUGCUUUGAACAAAUAAACAAAUAUACCUCGCUGGGUACAACGUCCCAAAGACUAAAAACUUAGUUCUUAAGAUCUUCAUGGUAGGCCAACGUACAGUUUUUCAGAUGGCUGCAGAUGCACUCCUUUGUACACUAUGUAGCUGCUUUAUGUAACACCGGGCACCCACUGCGUCGUGCCGACGAAUUCAACUCCGCUCCCGGUGAGCGAUAAACAACGCGACGACGCCAUCUGCUGAUUUUCUCGGUGGCAGUCGGAACGAAUCGUCAAUAAAAACGAUCCGUUGUGCACUCGUCGCCGUGUUGUGUUUAUUAUAAAAUCGCGUUGGGUGCAGUGAGUGCCCAGCUUAUGUGUUGCAACCAAAGAUACUGGAAAUACAAGGUAGGCUAUCAAGGUUACAGCUUCAUUGAUGUGUGAAUUCAAGAAUUGAUGGUUAAACGGGCAGGAUUUGAGCACCGCACAGUCUUAACACAACAAUUAUGCAACAUUUCUCUCAUGCAUUUCUCUAAUUGCAAGAGUGAAAAGACUGAAAAAGUGCCUACAGUAAUCAUUUCAGUAGGGAUAGAUUAGAGGUAGAUACAUAGAAAUUUACUCUAUUUUGCAUUUAGAAAGUACAUAGUGACAAAAAAAACUACAGUGAUUAGGUAGAGCAAGACUCAAAUCGCAGAAUGAAAAAAACAACUCGAUUCAUACUCAUUCUUGUAUAUGACUUCUUAAUUCAGUUGCAGCCGACACACCGGGGUAUGAAUAAAGAACAAUUGAUAAUAGCUACGUCACUCAAAGUGCUGCCUCAUUAUACUUGUUAUUAUUGUUUAGAAUAAAUUGGCUAUAUUAAUUUCAUUUUUGCAUAUUACCGUAUAUGACAACUAGAUAGGCCUAAUGAAUAAUGCAAUGUGUUAUUAUUUUUUAUGUUGUUAUGUAGCUCUAUAUUAUUAUUAUAAGUUUAUGUUCUGCAAUAU
This is a messenger RNA of Anneissia japonica, 2334 nucleotides long. RefSeq names its product hemicentin-1-like. The transcript has 7 exons. NCBI's taxonomy places the organism in Eukaryota, Metazoa, Echinodermata, Crinoidea, Comatulida, Comatulidae. The record is from RefSeq and is a predicted model, not a curated record. Bases 214 to 1242 code for a protein of 342 amino acids.